Didymodactylos carnosus is the source of this 1386-nucleotide messenger RNA. NCBI's taxonomy places the organism in Eukaryota, Metazoa, Rotifera, Eurotatoria, Philodinida, Philodinidae. The record is from the annotation of a GenBank genome assembly.
AUGUCCAACCAAACUGGUAACAGACAAGGAACGGGUGGUCAGGGUGGAAAUCAAGAAGGUCAAGGUGGACAACAAGGAAAUAAUGAUGUUUUGCAACAUUCAAGUGGUAUACGAAAUAUGGCCGGUGGAAGUAAUACAGGUGGUCAAGGACCAUAUCAAAGAACGCCCGCUAACUAUGCUGGUGGAUCAGGCCCAAAUGCAAAUCAGUCGAUAACAUUGCAUGCACAAGAUGGUCAAACAAAACAAACAACAACUGAUGCUAAUGGUGCCAUAUCAGAUGAAGAUCGUGCUUGGUUAGCACAACAUGGUGGUGCAGUACCACUUAACCAAGUUCCGCCACAAGACAAAGCAAUCGUUGGUACAGGCACAGGUGCCGCUGCACAGAUGAAUGCUGAUCCCAGUCAAAUUGGUACCAAGCCGAUGGAUACCAGGGGGCCCGGCACAUAUAACCCUAACCAGGGUGGUAAUCAAGGUGGAAAUCAAGGUGGAAAUCAAGGUGGAAAUCAGGGUGGAAAUCAAGAAAACUGUUGUACAAAAAUCUUGGAAUUAAUUGAAGAAAGAGCGUUAUUCCUUGAAAAUGCAAUUCAACAUGCAACUGAGCAAAUCAAAGAACAAGUUGUUCGUACUGUUCCUUGUGGUACAGCUACCACGCAGACCACAACCACAGAUAAUCCUACAUUUGUAAUCGUAUCAGCACCACCAACACUAACUGGAAUCAUAACGUCUGCAAAUGAAUUAUUAUACCCACAUUAUGAUUUUGAACCAUCUGAAAGUUUUACUUCUAAACGAUCAUAUGAUAUGAAUGUAGAUACGAAGCAUUUAUAUCAACUCCAGAUAGUGUGGUAUGUUAAACGUGUUCAAGAACCCCAAGUAUUUCUUAAUGAUCCCACCACACAAAGAACAUUUCAGGCUACAAAAGAAAAGCAUGAUAGACAACAACUGGCAACUAAUGAAGAAUUAUUAAACAAAGAAACCGGCUUCCGUCAUCUUUUAGCCUAUCUUUUUUCAACAUUAUUUACAGAAGAAGAAUUAAAAGUUUCAUCCGUUGACGCCUCUGUCCAUGGUACAAAAGCAUUUGAUCCAAUAAGAGUAGCUGCGAUUGAUAAACAUUUAUUUGAUUUAUAUGGAGCAAGAUAUACAAAAUAUCGUACAAGUAAUCAAUAUAAAGAAUUACUGAAUAAAAAAUGCAACCGAAUAAGGACAAAAUUUAAUAAAAGUAUUACUAAUUAUCAGAUUUCUGUUAUAAAACAAACGUGUGAAGGACUAGAUCCAGUUGAAGCUCAUGAUGAUGAACAAACAGAAAUAAUGGAACUAGAUGACGAUUCUUCGAAUGGAUCAACCGAGUUUGAAAUGAGUACAUCUGUUCAGCCCUAUCAUCAGCUUUAG